CCCCAGCAGUCAACCAGGAUGCUUCUCUUCUGUGUGCUUCUCUUAGUAUCUCUGAUAGGGGAAAGUUCUGAACAGACAAUAACAGCAAUGAUGGCUGAAAUUCACGCUUUAGAUGGAGAAAAUGUCACCCUCUCGUACAAAUAUGAUGGCACGAACAUUCAGAGUUUGCAGUGGUAUCUCCAGUACCCCGGAUCUAGACCAGAGUAUGUGAUUUCAGUCUUUGAAGCUACAAAGAGUGUCGUUCGUGCUGACUCUCAAAAUCUACGGUUCAAUGCCACGGUGAAUUCGGACAAAAAACAAGUUUCUUUGGAGAUCUCCUCUGCAAAGAUCUCAGACUCUGCUGUGUACUACUGCGCUCUGCAGCCCACAGUGACAGGAAACACAAAAAGCCUGUACAAAAACCCAGGAGCAAAUGGCAGUGUUUGGUUCCGUCAAAAUGAGCAGAUAUUUAUUUACUUUUAUAAAGACGCCAUGCCUGAGUUUGCCCACUGUGGGGCAGUAUCAGUGUCAUUAAGUUUGGCAGUUCCUGCAAUGUCUCUGAUCGUACACAUCGAUAAACAAAUUCAAGGGAAUUUGUGGGCAAUGAUGCUGCAGACAAAAGAUGACGAUGAGGAAUUUAAAGGGAGGUUUCAUGCUGAGCUCAACAUUACCUCUAAAACUGAUCUGACCAUCCAGAAGAGUCUGAUUCUGCUGUGUACUAUAGUGCUCUGA
This is a messenger RNA of Clupea harengus (Atlantic herring), 711 nucleotides long. RefSeq lists its product as uncharacterized. NCBI's taxonomy places the organism in Eukaryota, Metazoa, Chordata, Actinopteri, Clupeiformes, Clupeidae. The record is from RefSeq and is a predicted model, not a curated record. The coding region runs from base 19 to 711 and encodes 230 amino acids. The transcript is spliced from 4 exons.